Molecule: messenger RNA, 3387 nt
Organism: Phacochoerus africanus (Common warthog)
Lineage: Eukaryota; Metazoa; Chordata; Mammalia; Artiodactyla; Suidae
Gene: TTK
Product: TTK protein kinase
Biological process (GO): meiotic spindle assembly checkpoint signaling; chromosome segregation; protein localization to kinetochore
Cellular component (GO): nucleus; spindle; kinetochore
Molecular function (GO): ATP binding; protein serine/threonine/tyrosine kinase activity; protein serine/threonine kinase activity
Source: RefSeq, a predicted model, not a curated record
AAUCACUUAAGGGUAGUGCAAGGGCACAAGUGAAAGCUCAAGGACAAAAAGCACUGGGAGUCUUGAGCUGGCGGCAAGGCUGAAGGCACUGUGAACGAUGCUUCCUUGCCACAACCUCCCUAAGCCGGGCAGUGAGGAUCCUGAAGGACAUAGGAGUGAGGUGGCGGUGGCGGGGAAAGGCCCACUCACAAGUUAUCUGUUAGGUGCUGAUGCUGGGAGCAGCGGCGGCGCUCUUAUUUCCUCUCAAUGGGUAUAUCUGCCCGGGAGCCAUACUUCUGGGGCUCCCGGGCCCGGCUAAAUGGGAAGGUGCAGGAGAGCCGACCUACUGGCGCACAGGGAACGCCCGCCGAUACUCAGCACCCGGGUGCAGGACCCCGGCGCUGCAAGGGUGGAAUCAGAGCGGAAGACUCACGGGGUGGUGCCCGCGCACUCGAGCCAAUCGCGGAAGACGCUUCCACGUGACUGGGACUGGCCAGUAGGCGGCUGCGGAGCAAUGGAGGCUGAGGAUUUAGGUGGCAGAGAAUUGACAAUUGAUUCCAUAAUGAACAAAGUGAGAGAUAUAAAAAAUAAAUUUAAAAAUGAAGACCUAACUGAUGAGCUAAGCUUGAAUAAAGUCUCUGCUGAUACUACAGAUAACUCGGGAACUGUUAACCAAAUGAUGAUGAUGGCAAACAAUCCAGAGGACUGGUUGAAUUUAUUGCUCAAACUAGAGAAAAACAGUGUCCCUUUAAAUGAUGCCCUUUUAAAUAAAUUGAUUGGCCGUUACAAUCAAGCAAUUGAAGCACUUCCUCCAGAUAAAUACGGCCAGAAUGAGAGUUUUGCUAGAAUUCAAGUGAGAUUUGCUGAACUAAAAGCGAUUCAAGAGCCAGAUGAUGCACGUGACUACUUUCAGAUGGCCAGAGCAAACUGCAAGAAGUUUGCUUUUGUGCAUAUAUCUUUUGCACAGUUUGAGCUCUCACAAGGUAAUUUCAAAAAAAGUAAGCAACUUCUUCAUAAAGCUGUAGAAUGUGGAGCAGUGCCACUAGAAAUGCUAGAAAUUGCCAUUCAGAAUUUAAACCCAAAAAAGCAGCUACUUUCAGAGGAGGAAAAGAAGAGUUUAUUAGCACCCACAGUAUCAAAUGUGCAGGAACCAUUCUCCAGUACACUUGGGCAUUUACAGAAUAGGAACAUCAGCUGUGAUUCUAGGGGACAGACUGCUAAAGCCAGGUUUUUGUAUGGAGAGAACAUACCCCCUCAAGAUGCAGAGACAGGCCAUCGAAAUCCCUUGAAACAAACAAACAAGGGUAAACGGGCAUGUCCAUUUGGAAGAGUCCCAGUUAACCUUCUAAGUAGCCCAGAUUAUCAUGAGAAGAUGGACGGUCCAGUGGUACCAACUUUUACUAAAAGACAGUUCUCUGGAUCAGAAUGCCGAGAUACAGUUGUGCCUGGAACUAAAUCAAGUGGAAAUGAUUCCAGUGAACUGAGAAGUUUAAAGUCUGUUCAAAAUAUUCGUUCCAAGGAACCUCUGAUGACAGAUGAGAAGAGUUCUAAAAUUAUUACUGAUUCAAUAACUCUGAAGAAUAAAAAUGAAUCAAGUCUUCUAACAAAAUUAGAAGAAACUAAAGAACAUCAAGAACCAAAGAUUCCAGAAAGUAACCAGAAAUAUUGGCAAUCUAAGAACAAGUUGGAAGGUGUAAACCAGAAUCCUGAUGCAUCUUCAAAUCAGUGGCAGAUUCCAGAGAUGAUCCAAAAAGUUGAUACAGAGCCAAAACAAACCACUUUUGAGCAACCUGCCUUUUCAGUUUCAAAGCAGUCACCGCCAAUAUCAGCACCUAAGUGGACUGACCCAAAAUCUAUUUGUAAGACACCCAGCAGCAGUGCCUUGGAUGAUUACAUGAGCUGUUUUAGAACUCCGGUUGUAAAGAACGACUUUCCACCUGCUUGUCAGUUGUCAACACCCUAUAGCCAACAUGCCUGUUUCCAGCAACAACAGCAGCAAAUACACGUUACUCCACUUCAGAAUUUACAGAUUUCAGCAUCCUCUUCAAAUGAAUGUAUUUCAGUUAAAGGGAAAAUAUAUUCCAUACUGAAGCAGAUAGGAAGUGGAGGUUCGAGUAAGGUAUUUCAGGUGUUGAAUGAAAAGAAACAGAUACAUGCUAUAAAGUAUGUGAACUUAGAAGAAGCAGACAGCCAAACAAUUGAUAGUUACCGGAAUGAAAUUGCUUAUCUGAAUAAACUACAACAGCACAGUGAUAAGAUCAUCCGACUUUAUGAUUACGAAAUCACAGACCAGUACAUCUACAUGGUAAUGGAGUGUGGAAAUAUUGAUCUCAAUAGUUGGCUUAAAAAGAAGAAAUCUAUCAAUCCAUGGGAACGCAAGAGUUACUGGAAAAAUAUGUUGGAGGCAGUUUACACAAUUCAUCAACAUGGAAUCAUUCACAGUGAUCUGAAACCUGCUAACUUUCUGAUAGUUGAUGGGAUGCUAAAGCUAAUUGAUUUUGGGAUUGCAAACCAAAUGCAACCAGAUACAACAAGUAUCAUUAAAGACUCUCAGGUCGGUACAGUUAAUUAUAUGCCACCAGAAGCAAUCAAAGAUAUGUCUUCCUCAAGAGAGAAUGGGAAAUCCAAAUCAAAGAUAAGCCCCAAAAGUGAUGUUUGGUCCUUGGGUUGCAUUUUGUACUAUAUGACUUACGGGAAAACACCAUUUCAGCAUAUAAUUAAUCAGAUUUCUAAAUUACAUGCCAUAAUUGACCCUAAUCAUGAAAUUGAAUUUCCUGAUAUUCCAGAGAAGGAUCUUCAAGAUGUAUUAAAGUGUUGUUUAAUAAGAGAUCCUAAAAAGAGGAUAUCCAUCCCUGAGCUUCUGGCACAUCCAUAUGUUCAGAUUCAAACUCAUCCAGGUAACCAAAUGGCUAAGGGAACCACUGAAGAAAUGAAGUAUGUCUUGGGCCAACUUGUUGGCCUGAAUUCUCCUAACUCGAUUUUGAAAGCUGCUAAAACUUUGUAUGAGCACUAUAGUGGUGGUGAAAGUCACGAUUCCUCUUCAUCAUCCGAGACUUUGGGAAAAAAAUGGGGGAAAAAAUGAUUUGCAGCUACUCAUAAACUGUCAGGUAUCACCUGUAAAAUAUUUUGGACUAUUAUACUCUUGAUUCUCUGUGGAAAUCUACUCAGCUUCACUCUGAAAUGUCACUGGCAGAAAAAUUCAGUGGAUCAUCCUCAAAAGAAAACUAUAAAAAUAACCACUAUAUGUCAUGCUGUGUAUUAAAUUGUAGAUUGUUUUCUCUUUUACGCUCCUUUGUAAAUCCGAUGUAAUUGAUAUCACUUCACACUUGGGAUAGUGGGUGGAAAACCGAAAUAUAUUCUCAAGAACUAUGUAAAUAAGGCUUUGUAUAGUAUAAAAUGACACUAAAA